AUGAKUGAUUUAAUUGACCUACAAAAAGACUGCCAACAUCUCAACACUCAAAUGAUUGCAUUAUUGGAAGUGUUAUCGCAAAGCAGUCAAAGCAGUCAAAGUGGUCAACAAAGCCAUAGUGACAACCAAUUGAAAACCACAUUUUGUGGUCGUUUAGCAAUUUUUGCCAAUUGGUUGUUGUGUUUAAUGACUUCUAGGAUAAGUGAGACACCGGAUGUCAUUACAUGUGAUAAUGAUUCGGCCGUCGAAUGUUCGGGUAAUCAAUUGACACCACAUUUGAUAUAUAAACCCAAUUUAGUGACUUUCGCUUCAAAAACAUUACAAGAAUUAUUAAGAAAUGAAUCAAUAAAUACUUAUUUUUCAAUAAUUAAUUUCGAGAAUUCAGUUAAAAAGAUAGUUAAUAAUGAGGUUAUAAUUCAUUUUCAAUUGGAUCUCAAUCUUUAUUCGGAUGUCGAGACCAACGAAAAUAAUGAAGAUUCACAUUCAACACAAUCCACACAAAGUUAUGACCAAAACUCACAGAUCAAUAGUUUGGAGUCAAUCAAUACAAAUGAUGAACACAACAACAUUGAAGUCAUCAAAUUGGAUUCGACAGCAAUCGGUAUUCAGUCGAGUGAAGGCCUUGUGUUGGCCGUCGAGAAGAGAGUUACUUCAAGUCUGAUGGAAGUGGCGGCCACUGAGAAGAUAUCUGAAAUCGAUAAACACAUUGGAUGUGCGGUCAGUGGUCUAAUGGCUGAUAGUAGGACAUUGGUUGAUAGGGCACGUGUUGAGGCACAGAACCAUUGGCUUCUGUACAACGAAAAGAUGUCCGUCGAGUCGGUAACUCAGACCGUGUCAAACUUGGCCAUACAGUUCGGUGAUUCGGACAAUGAGGGAAAUGCUAUGAGUCGGCCGUUUGGUGUGGCCAUACUGUUUGCCGGUAUCGAUGAGAAAGGCCCUCAAUUGUAUUAUAUGGAUCCGUCGGGAACUUAUGUCCAGUGCGACGCUAAGGCUAUCGGUGCCGGUUGUGAGGGCGCACAACAAGCUCUUCAAGAAGGUUACCAUAAGGCAAUAAGUAUGAAGGAAGCGCUUAAAGUAUUGCUAAAUAUAUUGAAACAAGUGAUGGAAGAAAAACUGAAUUCAACUAAUGUUGAAGUGGCGACCAUUACGAAGGAAAAGGGAUACCUUUUGUUCUCUAAAGAAGAAGUGGAAACAACACUCGCAGACAUUGCAUCCACUUCUUAA
Oppia nitens is the source of this 1224-nucleotide messenger RNA. RefSeq names its product proteasome subunit alpha type-5-like. Gene Ontology annotation, cellular component: proteasome core complex; proteasome core complex, alpha-subunit complex; nucleus. The record is from RefSeq and is a predicted model, not a curated record. Lineage: Eukaryota; Metazoa; Arthropoda; Arachnida; Sarcoptiformes; Oppiidae. The transcript has 6 exons. Bases 1 to 1224 code for a protein of 407 amino acids.